This is a messenger RNA of Penicillium subrubescens, 189 nucleotides long. RefSeq lists its product as uncharacterized. The coding region runs from base 1 to 189 and encodes 62 amino acids. The transcript has a single exon. Lineage: Eukaryota; Fungi; Ascomycota; Eurotiomycetes; Eurotiales; Aspergillaceae. The record is from RefSeq and is a predicted model, not a curated record.
AUGGAUUUGAACUGCGAUGCGAUAGCCAUUCAAACGCCGCCACACUUCAAACGAAACUGCGCCUCGCGACACAGCAUCAACAAUAAGGACAUGGAGCUAGAUCAUAGCGACGGCACCUUGCGACACAACACCAAUAAGGAAGACAUGGAGCUGAAACGGGCACCAAUGCCUCGUUACACAGGCCGAUAA